AUGAACAACUGGCAGCAUCUUUUCAACAAUACAGUGGAUUUAAGUGAACAUUUACGGAAACCGUAUUUUAGGUUCGAUACAAGAGAUAAGAAUAUAUCCAAAGUUGUAUUUGAUACCAAUGCAAACCUGUUGUGGGCAGGUGACACUUUUGGCUGCGUUUCCUCAUAUGAUCCAAACUUACAGCUGUACACACGAAAUAAGGGUCACAUCGGCGGUUCUCCUAUCAAUGAUAUACUCACACUAAAGGAAGGUGUCCUCUCAUUAAGCGAAGACGCCCUACAUAUGUCUGACCGGGCUGGUGUCACGUCUCUAUAUCUAACGAGUAUGGAUGCUGCAGGGCUUAGCGGGCUACAGGCAAUGACCUCGGUGUCUAUCGAUUCCCAACACCUGAUAUACUGCGGUGGGAACAAUACUGCAGCAGGGCUAUCUUGCUUUGAUUUGAACAAAAGGCAGAUAUCAAAUGUUAUGCCAUAUAAUCAUGAGGUGAGAUUUUUGAAAAGCAAUAACAAGGUUAUAGCUAUUGGGAAAGGAGAUGGGACUGUGGACCUUUUGGAUCCAAGAUCAAAUCAGAUUGUCAACACUUUCAAUUGCCACUCCGACUCUAUCUCAUCAUUAGAUAUACGAGAAAAUACCUUGGUCACGGCUGGGAAAUCAAAAAGGUUUUACAACACUUUUGCAGACCCAUUUGUUAACGUAUUUGAUUUGAGGAGUAUGAAACAGCUCUCGCCAGUUUCUUUCUCGAAGGGAACUACAAUCGGGACUGGAGGUGCUGACAUUGUCCAGUUACAUCCUGUAUUACCCACUGUCAUGGUGGUUGCCAGUGCCAAUGGCUCGUUUGACUUCAUUGAUUUGUCAAACACCGCCCUACGAACGCAUUAUGUACAUCCUAGUACUGACGUGAAAGACCUGAUUAUAUCGCCAAGUGGUGACCACCUAGCGAUCAUGGAGGCAAAUAACAUGGUCAGUACCUGGACGCGCUCCCAAACGGGUGGAAAUUUCACAAACACACCGGAAGUACUAAAAUAUCCGGACUUUGUAGACGACGGGAUUAGGCAGCAGAUACCUAUCGAUAAUCAAGAUUACCCUCUGAGCAGUGUUGGACUACCGUAUUAUCACGAAAAGCUUCUCUCUGCGUGGCCUUACGUCCUUUUUAAGAGUGAAGGGACGCUUCCCAGUCACAUCGACGACAAUAUCCCUCUCUCAAGUGUCCAAACGGGUAUCGCAAAUGCUAAUAGCAAUAAGCAACUUUUUUUAAAUUCUGGGAUCAGUCUCAAAAACAAAAAGUUCCCCUUCCAUCUCUAUGACUUCAACAAAUAUGGUGAUUUUAACGUGCCGCCGAAAUAUGUUUCUUUGAAGGAGAUAAGGAAAAAAUUGAAUGCACCAGGGAGUAACAAUGCGGCCGGCAUGCUAAUCUUUAAGUCUCAUAAAAGUAGCGACGUCCCACCGGCGUAUGGACAGUUGCCUUUUACUUGUGGUCGAUAUGGUUCUGAUAACUUUGAUUUUAAAUCCUAUAACAACACCAGAUAUUCAGGCUUAGACAAUGAUGUGGACAAUCUCUAUACCAACGCAGUUAUACAAAUGUAUCGGUUUGUCCCUGAAGUGUUCAAUUUUGUUGUAGGUUGCCUGAAAAAUGAGAACUUUGCCAGAGCUUCGACUCUGUCCGAGUUGGGAUACCUUUAUGACAUGAUGAAUAGAUCGAAGGGUCGAGUUUGCCGUUCAACGAACUUCCAGAGUACGCUCAAUUCGAUUCCCGAAUUUAAAGCCGCAGGACUGGGCUGCAGUGGUUUUAAUUACCCUGUAGAAUGCUCUAAUCAAACUACAGAAGUAUCAGACGCGAUAUCCACUAUGAGCACGGUGCAGAAAUUUAACAAACUUCUUUUGGGGAGAUUGCUCAAGGAGGAAUUUGAAGGCAUGGAUCAUAACACUACUUUGGAGCAGUGUUUUGGAUUGACAGUCAACUCUGAAAUCAGAUCAAAGUGCAACCACUACCAAAAGGAGACAAUGGUUGUUCCAAGUCUAACUGUAUUAUCGCCAAUGCGCAAUAGUCUCAAACAAAUGAAUAAGAAAUUGAAUAACCAAACCAUUCUUCCCUACAUCGAAUCCUCCAUGAAGAGGACCAGAUUAACUCAGAAUACAUGUGGAGUAUGUGGUAAAGUAGAUACUGCAGAACAGGAGCUGACAGUUAGGAACCUUCCACCUUUACUGUCUCUUGAGCUGUCGCUUACGGAGAGCGAAUGGUAUGUCGCGCGUUCUGUUAGGAAUUGGCUAUCUCCAGAGUUUUACGGUACAGUAUACAGAGACAAGAUCGCGAUACGUCCCGGCACGGGUGAUAUCAAGAAUCACGGAGAGAUAUUCAAAUACGAAUUGAACGGGUACGUGGCCCGCAUAACGGAUCCGCUAGAUGGGUCGUCAAGACUUGUCACCUACGCGCGUAUUUUUGACAAUGAAACGAACACUCUACAUUGGUACAUGUUUAACAAUUACCUUGUAGUAGAGAUACCUGAGGAGGAGGCCUUGAACGUUUCGUAUUGGUGGAAACGCGUCGAACUAAUUGUCUACUGUGACGCAGAGGAGUCGCGCAAACCGUUCUUCUCUGUGGACACGUACCCGAUCAAAUACGAUAUUCUGUACCGGGAUCAUUUUGCCAAUGCCAUACGCGAAGGUUAUAUAUGCGAGUACAAGCUUCUGUCUCGAGAAAAUGAAACUCCACACGAGGGUUCACUGGUGGCUAUUGACGCGGAAUUUGUGCUGUUGAACGAUGAGGUAACCGAGAUUGACCGUUUCGGCAACAAGACAAUCAUUAAACCCAAAAAAUCGUCUCUAGCGAGGCUAUCAGUCAUAAGAGGGGACGAUGGCCCUCAAUUCGGCGUCCCGUUCAUGGACGACUACAUUUACAACGAAUCCCCAGUCGAAGAUUACUUGACUAAAUACAGUGGUAUUCUACCGGGUGACCUUGAUUUAGAAAACAGUCCACGGCGUCUUGUGUCCCGCGAGGUCGCAUACCGGAAGGUAUGGUUACUGAUGCAACUGGGCUGCAUUUUCGUCGGCCACGGUCUGAGCAACGAUUUCAAGUUGAUCAACAUCAACGUCCCAACAAACCAAAUCCGGGACACAGCCGUCUACUUCUUGCAGGGGAAACGGUACCUGUCGCUCAGGUACCUUUCGUUCGCACUUCUGGGUCAAUCCAUCCAAGAGGCCAACCACGACUCGAUCGAGGAUGCGCAUACGGCGCUGAUUUUGUACAAGAAAUACCUGGAAUUGAAAUCAAAGGGCACACUUGCGAAAGUAAUUGAGAACCUAUACGAGGAAGGGCGUGCGCUAAACUAUAAAGUCCCCGGGAGCUAG
Messenger RNA from Huiozyma naganishii CBS 8797, 3345 nucleotides. It is a transcript of the gene PAN2, whose product is annotated as poly(A)-specific ribonuclease. Gene Ontology annotation, molecular function: nucleic acid binding; protein binding. The record is from RefSeq and is a predicted model, not a curated record. The transcript has a single exon. Gene Ontology annotation, cellular component: P-body; PAN complex. Bases 1 to 3345 code for a protein of 1114 amino acids. Lineage: Eukaryota; Fungi; Ascomycota; Saccharomycetes; Saccharomycetales; Saccharomycetaceae. Gene Ontology annotation, biological process: nuclear-transcribed mRNA poly(A) tail shortening.